AUGUGGUUCACUCUGAACAUCUGCCUGUAUCUGUCUUUUAGCUUUAUUUUGGCAGCUUCAAUACUCAGAUCAGACAUGUGUCAGCUCCAAGGGCACUUCAGGUUGAAUGGAAUGUACAAGAAUGGAGAUUUUAUAUUUGGAGGCCUGUUUGAUGUUGAUUUCCUCACAGUGUUCCCAGAGCUGAGCUUCAGAACUGAGCCAGAACCACCAUUCUGUGAGCAAUUUGAUAUGGAAAGCUUUCAGCAUGCACAGACCAUGGCUUUUGCAAUAGAUGAAAUCAAUAAGAAUCCCAGUCUGCUGCCUAACAUCACUCUUGGUUACCAUUUUUAUGACAACUGUGUGAGGCUAGGAAUGGCAUUCCGGGCUGCCAUAUCCCUGGCUAGUGGGACAGAUGAGUCCUUCUCAAACCUAAACUGCACUGGCCCUCCUCCGGUGAUUGGGAUUGUCGGGGAUCCUAGUUCAACUCCUUCCAUUGCGAUUUCCAGUGUUCUGGGACUGUUUCGAGUACCUAUGGUUAGUUACGCUGCCACCUGCUCCUGUUUAAGUGACAGGAAAAAAUACCCCUCUUUCUUCAGAACUAUCCCCAGUGAUGCCUUCCAGGUGCGGGCUAUGGUUCAGAUUUUAAAAUAUUUUGGAUGGACCUGGGUAGGUCUUGUCUACAGUGAUGAUGACUAUGGCAUCUACGCUGCUCAGUCCUUCCAACAGGAAAUGCAGCUGAUUGGAUAUUGUUUUGCUUUUUCUGAAAUCCUUCCCCAUGUUAACAACCGCAGAGAUAUUCAGCGAAUAAUGGGAGUAAUUCAGGCUUCUACAGCUAGAGUGGUUGUUGUUAUUUCUACAUCAUCCUUUCUGUUGCCUUUGAUGGAUGAGGUGGUGUUGCAGAACAUGACAGGCAGGCAGUGGAUUGCAAGUGAAGCUUGGGCCACCGUACCUCUAUACCACACUCCACGUUUCCUGCCCUUUCUUAGGGGCACACUGGGCAUUGCCGUUAGACGUGGAGAAAUUCAGGGGCUUCAUGACUUUCUGCUACAUCUUUGUCCGAGCAAUGAUCCAAGAAAUAAUAUGUUGAGGAUCUUCUGGGAGAACAUGUUUGGGUGCAGUUUUGAAACGGGGGAUAAAGAGACAGAUGGAGAGCAAGUGAAAAAGGUGUGUACAGGAAAGGAGGAUCUGAGCACCACAAACACACCAUACACUGAUGUUUCAGGUUUGAGGUCAGCGUAUAAUGUCUAUAAAGCAGUUUAUGCGCUGGCACAUGCGCUUCAUGACCUGAUUCAGUGUGAGGAGGGUAGAGGACCAUUCAGUGGGAACAGCUGUGCUGACAUAAUCAGCCUGAAACCCUGGCAGCUGGUUUACUAUCUACAGAAAGUGAACUUCACAACAGGUUUUGGGGAUCAUGUGUCAUUUGAUAAGAAUGGAGAUGCUCUGGCCAUCUAUGAUGUGUUAAACUGGCAGCCGAGCUCUAAUGGGUCAAUAAGUAUCUACACGGUCGGUGUAGUAAAUGAAGGGGUGGCAACGGGGACGGUGCUCACACUGGAUGAAGAAGCAAUUUACUGGAACUUUGAGACAAAAAAGCCCCCACGGUCUGUGUGUAGUGAGAGCUGCCCCCCAGGAACCAGACGAGCCACAAAGAAGGGCCUUCCUGUCUGCUGUUUUGACUGCCUGUCAUGUGGAGAUGGAGAGAUUUCUAAUAUAACAGAUCCUAUUGAGUGCACAGUGUGUCCAGAUGAGUUCUGGUCUAAUAAAGAUAAAGAUCAGUGUGUCCCUAAAGAUGUAGAGUUUCUAUCCUAUGAGGAACCUCUGGGCAUCUCUCUGACCACUGCUUCCCUGCUUGGCACCUGCUUCUGCGCUCUUGUUAUGGCCGUCUUUGUUCGUCACCAUAACACUCCCAUAGUACGCGCCAACAAUUCAGAGCUCAGCUUCCUACUUCUGGUGUCACUCAAACUGUGUUUCCUAUGUGUGCUUCUGUUCAUUGGUCAGCCGCAGCUGUGGACGUGUCAGUUAAGACAUGCUGUGUUUGGCAUAAGCUUUGUCCUGUGCAUCUCCAGCAUCCUUGUCAAGACUAUGGUGGUAAUAGCUGUGUUUAAGUCAUCUCGGCCAGAGGGCAAAGGAGCAAUGAAAUGGUUUGGAGCAGUUCAACAAAGAUGCACAGUUCUGGUCCUAACAGCCCUCCAGGUUGUGAUAUGUGCAGUCUGGCUAUCAACUGCCUCUCCAACACCCCAUAAAAACAACCAGUAUAUCCGCUCUAAAAUAGUUUAUGAAUGUGCUAUUGGCUCAGUGGCUGGUUUUUCUAUGCUGCUGGGAUACAUUGGACUGUUGGCAGCAGUAAGUUUCCUUUUAGCUUUCCUGGCGAGAAAUCUUCCAGAUAAUUUUAAUGAAGCAAAGUUCAUCACUUUCAGUAUGUUGAUCUUCUGUGCUGUCUGGAUUGCGUUUGUUCCAGCAUAUGUGAGCUCUCCAGGAAAAUAUGCAGUGGCUGUGGAGAUAUUUGCCAUUUUAGCUUCCAGUUUUGGAAUACUGGUGGCCAUAUUCGCCCCAAAGUGCUACAUCAUCCUUUUACAUCCAGAGAGAAACACUAGACAUGCCAUAAUGGGAAGAGAUACACAAAAGAAAUAG
Molecule: messenger RNA, 2607 nt
Organism: Ctenopharyngodon idella (grass carp)
Lineage: Eukaryota; Metazoa; Chordata; Actinopteri; Cypriniformes; Xenocyprididae
Product: extracellular calcium-sensing receptor-like
Exons: 6
Coding region: 1-2607 (868 amino acids)
Biological process (GO): G protein-coupled receptor signaling pathway
Cellular component (GO): membrane
Molecular function (GO): G protein-coupled receptor activity
Source: RefSeq, a predicted model, not a curated record